Molecule: messenger RNA, 1473 nt
Organism: Quercus lobata
Lineage: Eukaryota; Viridiplantae; Streptophyta; Magnoliopsida; Fagales; Fagaceae
Exons: 3
Coding region: 1-1473 (490 amino acids)
Molecular function (GO): DNA binding
Source: RefSeq, a predicted model, not a curated record
AUGGAAACAGAGAGCGGGUCUACUCCAUCACAUGAAGUUGAUUCCAAUGUAGUGGAAUCUUGCUCAAGAGUAAGGGAAAAGGUUGAUCCGGCUUGGGAACAUUUUAGCCUUGGGUCGGAUGAGAAGGGACGGAAUACUUUUACAUGUGAGUAUUGUAGGCAAACAUAUAAAGGUGGGGGUAUUAAUAGGAUGAAAAAACACCUUGCGGGGAUAAAAGGUGAUAUUGGAUCGUGUAAAAAGGUUUCUCAUGAUGUGAGAUACCAAAUGUUGGAAUAUGUGAAGGAGUUUGAGUUGAAGAAAAAAGCUGAGAAACAACGUCAAGAAGAAAUGUUUAGUGUGCCUUCUACAAAUAGUGAUUUGCAAGAAGAUGAUGAUGUUCAAGAAGUAUUUAGUAGUGGGUUGCCUAAAAAACCUGUUUUAGGUAAAAGAAAUGGUACAAAGCUAGUGGAUAAUUACUUUGCUCCAAGAACUACUCCAGGAGCUCAACCUGGUCUUAAAAGUGUAUUCCAAAGCAAAGAAAGGGUGAGGCAAGUUGAUAUGGCUAUUGCAAGGUUUCUGUAUGACAAUUGCAUUCCCUUUAAUGUAGUGAAUUCAGUGUACUACCAAAUGAUGAUUGAUGCCAUAGCUGCUGCAAAGGUCCAUCUUAUCAUGCUGGGAAUGGUAUUUGUAAAAUCAGUUGAUGCCUCAGAUAUUGUGAAGAAUACUAGAAACUUGUUUAAAUUGUUUGAUGAAGUAGUUACAUGGGUUGGUCCAAAAAACAUAGUUCACUUGGUUACUGAUAAUGCUUCCAACUAUGUAUCUGCUGGUAAAUUGUUGUGUGAAAAGUAUAAAACUAUUAGUUGGUCUCCUUGUGCAGCACAUUACCUGAAUCUUGUGUUGCAGGAUAUGGGGGAGAUGUCUCAUGUGGAGAGACUAAAAAAUCGUUCAACCAAAGUUACAGUUUUUAUUUAUAAUCAUUUAGCUUUGAUUGCUUGGUUGAGGAAGAGACCUGGUUGGACAGAUAUUGUACGUGCAGGAGCAACAAGAUUUGCUACUACUUUCCUUUCAUUUGGAAGCCUUCAUGUGCAUAAGCAUGACUUGCAAGCCUUAGUGACUAGCAAGUUCUUUGUGGACAAUAGAUUGGCAAGAGAGUCAAAGACAAAAGAAGUAGUUUCUAUCAUAUUGGAUAAUUCUUUUUGGGAUGAUAUUAAUGUUCUUGUCAAGAUUUCAUCACCACUCAUUCGUUUGUUACGGAUUGUUGAUUCUGAUCAAAGGCCUGCAAUAGGAUAUGUGUAUGAGGGCAUGCAUAGAGCACGGUUGGGAAUCAAGAAGAUCUUCCGAAUGAAGAAGCACUUGUACAAGCCAUACACCUCAAUUAUAAAAAACCGUUGGGACAAGCAUUUACGUAAAGAUCUUCAUGCUGCUGCAUAUUGGUUAAAUCCCCCUUUUCAAUAUGAUGAGGAGAAUUUUUGUCGGAAACCAGCAAAAAGGUAA